Molecule: messenger RNA, 1877 nt
Organism: Papaver somniferum (opium poppy)
Lineage: Eukaryota; Viridiplantae; Streptophyta; Magnoliopsida; Ranunculales; Papaveraceae
Product: histone-lysine N-methyltransferase ATXR2-like
Exons: 14
Coding region: 77-1561 (494 amino acids)
Molecular function (GO): methyltransferase activity; protein binding
Source: RefSeq, a predicted model, not a curated record
UUGCAGUGCGCCGCUCCCUCUCUCUCGUCUUAAAGCUCAAACACAGAAAAACAAGGAAGCUUGUUGUUCAUCCUCAAUGGAUGUCAUAUGCCCUCUUGAUUUAGAAUUCUCAGAUAAAAUAUCACUUCUUCUUAAACCUCCAUCCCCUAACGAUGUUCAGAAUUAUUUUGACAAGAUUAUAGAAGAAAGACAAUGCCUUGGUCUCAAAAUCAAACAAGACGGAGAAUUUGGAAAAUGUGUUUUUGCCGAAUCAGAAUUCAAAGAGGGGGACCUUGUUUUGAAGGACCAAAUGCUUGUUGGAGCUCAACAUAGUUCAAAUAAGGUUGAUUGUUUAGUAUGUAGUUACUGUUUCCGCUUUAUCGGUUCAAUAGAACUUCAAAUUGGUAGGAAACUCUAUUUGCAACAGUUAGGACUAUCUGUAAGAAAAGAAUGUGAUACUGAAACACACUCACACAUUUCAAAAAAGUGUCGUUUAGAUGAUUCAUCGGAUGAGGAAGAUGAUUCCUAUAGAACGAGCCACAAUGAGGGUUCAUGCUCGUAUAGUCAACAAAAGGAGGCUAUACCUCUCUCUCAGGAAGUUCUAGAAUCAUUGCUUAAGGGUGAUGUAAAAUUGCCUUACUCGAGUCAAUUCAACUUGCCUUCAUCCGUUCCAUGUCCUGGUGGGUGUGAUGAAGCACAAUACUGCAGCAAAUCCUGUGCUGACGCUGAUUGGGAAUUGUUUCAUUCUUUACUAUGUACUGGGAAGAACUCAGUAUCCGCCAGCCGGGAGUCAAUCGUAAACUUCAUAGAACAUGCUAAUGAGACAAACGAUAUUUUCAUACUUGCUGCCAAGACAAUUUCAUCGACCAUUUCAAGGUAUAAGAAAUUGAAAGCAGCUCAAACUGAACGCCGAGAGCGAUUUACUGGAAAAAAUGGAAUUGACAGUUCUGAAUUCUCUUUGCUUUUGGAGGCUUGGAAACCCGUAUCGAUGGGAUACAGGCGAAGGUGGUGGGAGUGUGUUGCUUUGCCAGAUGAUGUUGAUAGUUGCAAUGAAACUUCCUUUAGAAUGGAAAUUAAGGAGCUAGCAUUCAAGUCGCUGGAUCUCCUAAAGAAGGCAAUCUUCGACAAAGAGUGUGCACCAUUAUUCUCGCUUGAAAUCUAUGGUCAGAUCAUCGGCAUGUUUGAGCUAAAUAAUCUCGAUUUGGUUGUAGCAUCACCGGUGGAAGAUUAUUUCUUAUAUGUUGAUGAUCUUCCAGAUAAGGAAAAGGAAGAAGCUGAAAGAACUACCCGGCCACUUCUAGAUGCUCUUGGUGAUGACUAUUCAGCUUGUUGUGAAGGUUCAGCAUUUUUUCCCUUACAGAGUUGUAUGAAUCAUUCCUGCUGUCCUAAUGCUAAAGCAUUCAAAAGAGAAGAGGAUAAAGAUGGCCAAGCAACAAUAAUCGCGCUUCAACCCAUAUCCAAGGGAGAAGAAGUUACAAUUUCAUACAUCGAUGAAGACCUUCCUUUUGAAGAGAGACAAGCACUGCUGGCAGACUAUGGAUUCAGAUGCAAGUGCAAAAAGUGCCGUGAAGACGAUCCCUAGAGUUUCGUCACGGGAAGACCAAUUGUAAAGAGUAAACGGAAACUGUUGGAAACAUUUCUGGCCAUCUUAGGAGGAAUGAAACAUUUCUUUAUGCAUGUUUGUAACUUUUAUAUUAGGUUUUUUUUUGGCCAACGGUUUGCAUUUCCCUGCCAAGAGAGUCAAAAUGCGUUGGAGCAUACUUCCAAUACACAGGAAUUUUGUCACUGAGUUUCGUAGAUCACUCGUCAUUAGCAAGAUAAAUGGGAACCUUUCCUAAUGUUCAUUUGUUAGCACAUUGUUGUCAUUGUUAUUGAAUGACAAAGAGCUGACGUUUGGA